Teleopsis dalmanni is the source of this 1490-nucleotide messenger RNA. RefSeq names its product heterogeneous nuclear ribonucleoprotein L (gene sm). Gene Ontology annotation, cellular component: nucleus. The record is from RefSeq and is a predicted model, not a curated record. Bases 77 to 1174 code for a protein of 365 amino acids. Gene Ontology annotation, biological process: regulation of RNA splicing. Lineage: Eukaryota; Metazoa; Arthropoda; Insecta; Diptera; Diopsidae. Gene Ontology annotation, molecular function: mRNA binding. The transcript has 7 exons.
UGUUUUGCACAAAAUCUGUCAUACACAUGGUCAGGUAUUGCGUAUUGUUAUAUUCAAAAAGAAUGGUGUCCAGGCUAUGGUUGAAUUUGAUAGUUUGGAAGCUGCUACCAGAGCUCGUGAAAACCUAAAUGGUGCUGAUAUUUACUCUGGUUGCUGCACUUUGAAAAUUGACUAUGCCAAGCCGGAAAAGUUAAAUGUCUAUAAGAAUGAGCAAGACACUAGCUGGGAUUAUACACUUACAGCAGUUGGCAUGUUAAGCUCACCAACCAAUUUUUUUAAAGAACCACCACUUUUGGGACCAGGUGCAGCGUUCCCACCAUUUGGUACACCAGAAUUUCAUCCCACCACACCUGAAAACUGGAAGGGCGCCACUAUACAUCCAACCGGACUUAUGAAGGAACCAGCAGUCGUUCCCGGUCGCAAUGCACCAGUAACUUUUGCUACACAAGGACAAGCACAGGGUGCUGUUAUGAUGGUUUAUGGACUGGACCACGACACAUCGAACACAGAUAAACUAUUCAAUUUGGUUUGCUUAUAUGGAAACGUUGCAAGGAUUAAAUUUUUGAAAACCAAAGAAGGCACAGCCAUGGUACAAAUGGGUGAUUCCGUUGCUGUUGAACGUUGCGUACAACACUUGAACAACAUUCCAGUCGGCACUGGUGGCAAAAUUCAAAUUGCAUUCUCAAAACAAAAUUUCCUAUCUGAAGUUAUUAAUCCAUUUUUGCUUCCCGAUCAUACACCAAGUUUUAAGGAAUACACAGGCUCAAAGAAUAAUCGUUUUCUGUCCCCUGCACAAGCCAGCAAAAAUCGUAUUCAACCACCAAGCAAGAUUCUUCACUUCUUCAACACACCUCCUGGUUUAACUGAAGAUCAGUUAAUAGGCAUUUUCAAUAUUAAGGAGGUACCUGCUACAUCCGUGCGACUUUUCCCUCUUAAAACAGAACGCUCUUCAUCGGGUUUGAUUGAAUUCCCAAAUAUUUCACAAGCAGUUUUGGCAAUAAUGAAAUGUAAUCAUCUGCCAAUCGAGGGUAAAGGCACCAAAUUUCCUUUCAUUAUGAAACUAUGUUUCUCAUCCUCAAAGAGCAUGAACGGUGCUUGGAACAAUGCAACAAAUGAAGGCAUCAUAGAGAAAGAGAAUGACGCCGAAGUGAAGCAGCAGGAUGUGUACAAUUGAGAUUUAAUACAAAUUUUGUAAAUUCAAACAUAAUAACAAAAAUCUUUUUAACCAAAUAAUGAACCUAAUCAUACACAUCUGAAAUUAAAAUGAAAAAAAAAAUAAUAAUAUUAUUAUGAAUUGAAAACCAAUAUAGCGAAGAAAAGGAAAUACACCAAAUAGAACAAACCUUACAACAAGAAAACAAAAAAUUUCAAAAUUAAUAACAAAGAAGAAUAAGAAGAAGACAGUAAAAUCUAAUUUUCUUAAUUUAAAAACUAUUGUACAAUAAUUCGCUAUUAUAUCGCUAUUAGUUUUCAUUUAUUAUUACCAUUAC